AUGCAUGCUGCACUGAUGUGGACAAUCAACGACUUCCUUGCAUAUGGUAACCUGUCCGGGUGGACUACUAAAGGUUAUUUGGCUUGUCUCACUUGUAAUGAGGACGUAUCAUCACAAAGGUUAACAAGUAAGAUAGGGUACAUGGGUGCUCGUCAUUACUUGCCCAAGAACCACAGAUGGCGAAGGAGCAAGUUGUUUAACGGACAAAGUGAGGUUAGGUGCAGACUGUUGGAGUUAUCAGGGGAGCAACUAUUAGAGAAAAUUCAGACUAGGACAUACAAGCCGUUUGGAAAACAUCCAAAUAACAGGAAAAGACAAAGGGACGAAAAUCCAGUGUUGAAUUGGGCAAAGAGAAGCAUUAUGUUUGAAUUGCCUUACUGGAAGACGCUUAAGCUUCCACACAACCUUGAUGUCAUGCACAUAGAGAAGAACAUUUGUGACAAUUUGAUGGGGACAUUAUUAAAUGUGGAUGGGAAGAACAAGGACACAGAAAAAGCACGGAUUGAUUUAGCAAAUUUAAAAAUUCGAAAGGAGUUACACCUACAGAGUCGUGGUGAUAGGUCAUUUGUGAAGCCUCCAGCUGUGUACACAUUAUCCACGAAAGAAAGAAAAGGCUUUGGUGCUUUUUUGAAAUCAAUCAAGUAUCCUCAUGGUUAUGCAGCAAACAUCUCCAAUUGCGUGAAUACUGGCAGUGGCAAAAUCUCAGGCCUCAAAAGUCAUGAUUGUCAUGUGCUUGUACAACGACUACAUCUGGUUGGGAUGCGCGGGUAUCUUAACAAUGAAAUUGAUUUACAAAAGCUAGAGGAUCAAAUCAUACUUGUACUUUGCAAGCUUGAGAAGAUUUUUCCUCCAGCUUUCUUUGAUGUCAUGGUUCACUUGGUUGUUCAUUUUCCGCGCGAGGCAAUACUGGGAGGGCCAGUGCAAUAUCGAUGGAUGUACCCAAUUGAACGGCUACUUGGAAUGCUAAAAGGAUUUGUUGCCAAUAAAGCUCAUCCUGAAGGAUCAAUUGCGGAGGCGUACAUUUCCAAAGAGUGUACAACUUUCUGCUCGAUGUAUCUUGAUGGAUUUGAAACAGUGUUUAAUCGAGAAGAAAGGAAUGAUGACGGUGGUGAUCACGGCUUGGGGUUAGCCAUCUUCUCUAAAAAAGUUCGUCCAUUUGGUCUAAUCAGUAGGGCACCAGAUGUGCCUCUCCAUGAACGAGAGAUGGCUCAGUGGUUUGUCUUAUACAAUAACUUUGACGUGGAACAAUAUCUACAGGAACACAAGAACAUUUUGCAAAAUGGAAGUACAUGUGACACCACAGAGAGGCAACGGGAUGAAUUUCCUAUGUGGUUCAAAGAACGUAUAAAUCAGUUGCGGAAUCAAGUGUCGUCGGAAGCAACGGAUGAAUUGUGGUCAUUGGCCAACAGUCCUAGUGCAAUAGUCAACACAUAUUCAGGAUGCAUUUCUAAUGGUGUUCGAUUUCAUACCAUCGACCGUGAUAACCAUCGUAAAACUCAAAAUAGUGGGCUGGUUGUAGAAGGGGAUCACGAGGGUCAUUCAAUGCGUUUCUACGAGAUGGAUGGUUUACCUGAUGAUGCGCUAAAUAGUGUGUUCCAACAAAAUGAAACCACCAAGGUUAUACCAAUUGUGGACGGAAACGGUAUGCAAGUUGAAGGCGGUGGCGAUCAAGGGGUUUUGUGUAGAGAUGAUAGUGAAGGUGAAAUUAUUCCAAAUGCAAUGGUUUCACAAUCCCAUAGUCAAACACAAGUCGAGGGUGUUGCUGAUGCUUUCAUUUGUGAUACCGACGAAGAUGACUUCAUUGAGGACGAUGAUAAGAAAGAAGAAAAUGAAUUUGACAUUGUUUAA
Molecule: messenger RNA, 1848 nt
Organism: Camellia sinensis
Lineage: Eukaryota; Viridiplantae; Streptophyta; Magnoliopsida; Ericales; Theaceae
Source: RefSeq, a predicted model, not a curated record